AUGAAUGAUCAAGAAGCAGACACCACAAACUUUGAAGAUUUUCAAGACGAUAAUGAUAUGGAUGUGGAUAUUACUAAUGAUUUGGAAUUCGCUGAUAAUGAACCGUUGGAAGGAGUUUAUUGGAAUGAUGAAGAAGAAUUGUUAUUCGAUACUAUUAAUGAAGAAAUAAUUGAUAAUUGGACAGAAGAUGUUAAUCAGUCAGAUGUUGAUACCAUUCCUGAUCAAGAAAUGAUUAUUUAUCUUUUGAAAAAAUGUCGUGGUUUAAUCUCAACAGUUAAACAUUUCACGAUUAUUACAUUAUUUUUUGAUAAUGAACGGAAAAAACUAAAAAUUAAACGAAAUUUAUGUCAUGACGUGAAGUCUCGUUGGAAUAGUGUGUAUAAUAUGAUUGACUCACUAUUAUUUCUUCGUGAAGUUAUUGAAAAAUUAUUUGAUUAUAAACAUCAUCUACAUUUAAAACCAAAACAACGUAUGAAUUUAACUCGUUAUGAAUUGACAAAUGAUGAAUGGAAUGGUUGGCCGUCAUAA
Messenger RNA from Rotaria sp. Silwood2, 528 nucleotides. Lineage: Eukaryota; Metazoa; Rotifera; Eurotatoria; Philodinida; Philodinidae. The record is from the annotation of a GenBank genome assembly.